Molecule: messenger RNA, 591 nt
Organism: Striga asiatica
Lineage: Eukaryota; Viridiplantae; Streptophyta; Magnoliopsida; Lamiales; Orobanchaceae
Source: the annotation of a GenBank genome assembly
AUGACGCGGCCCGCCGUCACUAUAUAUAUCACCCACGUCGAUCGCGAUGUGCUUUUGGCCGCGAUCACGAUCUGCGAGAAAAAGGACAAGGACUGCUCAUUGUCCCUGCUCGUCUCACGUACGCAGUCGAGGUCAAACGGGUCGAGUGGCUCCUCCUCGACGAGGUCCGCCAAGACGAGCUCGGCGUGGAGAAUGAAGCACGCCUUCAUGUGCGCACAACUCUCAUCGCACGCGGUUGCCACCUCCGCUUUUGAACAUCACGACGACGUUGUCGCCGCACGAAAUGUCAGCAAGAAGGGCCCAAAUGGGACCAUGAAUGACAUUGGAGAUGUCAUGUCAGUCAUCCAAAAGCUGGCUAAGAAAAUGGUGGCGACAAUCGGGUUCGAACAGACACUAUUGACUGAGAUCGACAACAAGGCCUUCGAGAAUGGGAGAGAGAUUGUACAGGAGCAAGGGAAUAGAUUGGUACUCUCUAUGGUGAGUAGAUCAACAUGGAGGAGGGAUAUGAACUCGGUAGAUAGCAAGGGAUUGAAAUCGACAAAGCUGAGACGCUUUUUACUUCGUUUCGUGGAGGCUUGUCAAAAAAAUUAG